This is a messenger RNA of Anopheles coustani, 3228 nucleotides long. Its product is annotated as prolyl 4-hydroxylase subunit alpha-1-like. Gene Ontology annotation, molecular function: procollagen-proline 4-dioxygenase activity; protein binding; iron ion binding. The record is from RefSeq and is a predicted model, not a curated record. Bases 413 to 2086 code for a protein of 557 amino acids. Gene Ontology annotation, biological process: peptidyl-proline hydroxylation to 4-hydroxy-L-proline. The transcript is spliced from 6 exons. Lineage: Eukaryota; Metazoa; Arthropoda; Insecta; Diptera; Culicidae. Gene Ontology annotation, cellular component: endoplasmic reticulum.
GGCAUCGCGCAGGCCACAACUACCGUCCGGAUGUACAUAUAGCACUGGCAAUCUCUCGCCUAGCUCAGUGGCGUUUGACGUAAGGCCUCUAUCCGAGCGGUGCCAGACGAGAAGUGAUGCGGUUGCUUCUCUAGCUUGCUGUAGUUUCUCGAAUGAGACACACCGUUUCUUGCCGUUCUGCGUCUGCGAUAGGUAACUCCAUCGGAUGUGAUACCUUGUUGGUGCGAGCGUGUGACCACUUUGUUGUCAGCACUGAAAGUGUCAACUUAUCCUUUGUGCCAAAACCGUCGAAAAAGCAGUAAUAGCUAGGAAAGGUCCAAAAGGAGUUUAUCGUCGUUGCCGCAGCGGAUAACGCAAGAAGACGUCUGCGUUGUGGUGAGUUGGAGGCGAACAUCACCUUCACCGAAGCAUAAUGGGACCCGCGAUCGAACGCUCGCUGCUUACGGUAUCGUUGCUGGUAGCUGUUGCCGUCGUGUUGCAACUCCAGUCGGUGCACGUUGACGGUGAAUUGUUUACGGCGCUCGCUGACAUGGAGGAGCUGCUGGAGACUGAGGCUGUGCUGAUCACCAAUCUGGAUAACUACGUACACGCGCAGGAAGAGAAGCUGCUGCAGCUACGACAGAAAGUUAACGAGUAUCGGAGGGAGCACUCGGAGGCUGCACGAGAUGUCAGUGCGUACCUGUCGAACCCGGUCAAUGCAUUCCUGCUAACGAAGCGGCUCACCACCGACUGGCGGUACGUGGAAAAGCUGAUGACGUACGAGGUCGGUAAGGAGUUUCUGGAGAACGUGACCAGCUAUCGGAGCGUGCUGAAGUUCCCGUCGGACGAGGAUCUGAACGGGGCAGCGGUGGCACUGAUGCGGCUGCAGGACACAUACAACCUUGACACCGCCAGCCUGGCCCGUGGCAUGCUUAACGGCGUCCAGUACAGCACCGAACUGUCCGCGGGCGACUGCUUCGAGCUCGGGCGGCAGAGCUACCUGAACGGGGACUACUACCACACGGUGCUGUGGAUGCGCGAGGCGAUGGACCAACUGACGCACGAGGUUAACCGGACUGCCACAAAGGCGGACGUGCUGGAGUACCUGGCGUUCUCAACGUUCAAGCAGGGCAACAUCCAGACUGCACUGACGAUGACCGAAGAGCUGCUCGAGCUCGUGCCCGACCACGAGCGGGCGGUCAGCAACAAGGCGUACUACGUAAAGGAGCUGGAAAAAGAGGCCCUGCAGAAGGUGCUGCGUGGCGACGACGGCAGCGAGGAAGUCCCCAUCGACACGAGCACGAAGAUCGUCACCGAUGGCAGCCCGCACGUUUACGAUCGCAACGAGCGGAAGCUGUACGAGCAGCUGUGCCGCGGCGAGCAACAGCCGCCAAUCGAAUUGCGCUCGCGUCUGGUUUGCCGGUACACCAGCAACCAGUCCGCGUUCCUCCGGCUCGCACCACUCAAAUUAGAGGAGGUGUAUCUCCGGCCGUACAUCGUUAUCUACCACGAGGUGAUGUCCGACGGGGAGAUCGAGCGCAUCAAGCACUAUGCUCGGCCACGAUUCCGUCGCGCGACCGUGCAGAACUACAAGACGGGUGAGCUGGAAUUCGCCAACUAUCGCAUCAGCAAGUCUGCCUGGCUGAAAGACGCCGAGGAUGAGAUGAUACGCACGAUUAGCCAGCGCGUAGAGGACAUGACCGGGCUGACGAUGGAGACGGCCGAGGAACUGCAGGUGGUCAACUAUGGGAUCGGCGGCCAUUACGAGCCGCACUUUGACUUUGCGCGCCGCGAAGAACGCAACGCGUUCAAGAGCCUCGGCACGGGCAACCGGAUCGCCACCGUGCUGUUCUACAUGAGCGAUGUAACGCAGGGUGGCGCCACCGUUUUUCCAUCCCUCCAUUUGGCGCUUUGGCCCCGCAAGGGUACGGCCGCUUUCUGGUUCAAUUUAUUCCCCUCGGGUGAGGGUGACUACGCGACGCGGCAUGCCGCCUGCCCGGUUCUCACCGGUACCAAGUGGGUGUCGAAUAAAUGGAUCCACGAGCGUGGCCAGGAGUUCCGGCGACCUUGCGGUUUGCAGCCGGACCAUGGCGUAGAAGAAUUCUGAUAGUGAUCAGCAGCAGCAGUAACAGCAGCAGCUGGAGGACUGACUGGCGUGGAUUCGUACGCAUCAUGAUCACCACCGCCACCGCAGCGCACUCCAUGACUAUUAAUGAUCCCAAAAACCAAAACGAAUCUGCCAUAGGAUGUUUUUUUUUUAAUUGUCACUAACUGAAUAGACAUUAGCCAAUUAUGGUAUUCGACGCGUGGCGACGAAGCAUUCUGCACGCACAAACGAUAUGCCAUUAUGUACUCUAGGUUGCCAUAAAAUAACCGUCGUUUUAAUCGUAAUGUGAACAUUUUAUCAAAGAAUUGAUGUAUUCUUUACCAGUAAUUUCAGUUCUCACCCAUUCAGAUGAAUUGAUCGUUAGUGUUAGGAGAGCGAGUGAUUUGUAAAGAACGACAAAUAGCUAGCUGUAAGGUAAUUGAGCGCAUUUCGCAUUCCGGCAAAAGCGUGCGCAAGCCAAUAGCAGGCAGGUUCUGGAAGGCUUUAGUCACGUUUCUCGCUGCUGCCAGGAUUAGCGAAAGAACACUCUCGGAGUUUAUCGCUUUUUUAUUUUCUAUUUUGUGCCCCAAGAAAGUUCCUUUAUAUUUCGUUUCUUCCAUGUUGGUUUUCAAAAGCAUCAACAACUACGCUAAUCAAACACACGCAUUUUGACGGGAUACAGUUUAAAUUAAAUUGUAAACUGGCGCGUGUGUUGAGCAAACUUAAAUUUGACCGGUUACUGGAAGCAAAGGAAAAUGAUUGCAAUUGAUCGAAACACCAAAAAACCAAAACUAAAAAAUAAAAAACCGAGAAGGAUACCACUAAUUAGAUAACACUGCCAACCCGGCAUCCAUUCGCUCGUCGUCUUCACUUUUGAGGAUUGUUGUCACAAGACACAAUGAACGAACCGAACGGGUGGGUAGAUGGAGAAGAAACGCGUACCAACAAACAUAAUUGUUAAACGAGCAGACGCUCUGUUGAAACUUUACUACUUACUGUUGAUGGUAUCGUACCGGUUUGCCAUGCUCAUAUCGAACUAACUUUUUUUUGUCGAAAAUAAGUAGCAAAAGGUAACAGAAGAGAGCGACAAGAAAUAACAAAACAAUAACAUAAAUUGUAAUAAAGACAAUUUUUACGUAAAGCAAACGGCUUGCCUAGCUAUA